Messenger RNA from Prunus armeniaca (apricot), 843 nucleotides. Lineage: Eukaryota; Viridiplantae; Streptophyta; Magnoliopsida; Rosales; Rosaceae. The record is from the annotation of a GenBank genome assembly.
AUGAGUGUGAUAGGUAAUCACUGGGAUGGGUUGAAGGAGCUUCUUAGCUCAAUCGAGGGGAUAAGGAAUUGUGUAAAAUAUAUUCACUCAUCCUCAUCAAGGUUAGAUUCUUUUAGGGACCAUGCCUUGAAGAUGAGGAUGGAUGGGAUAGCAAAUGUGCCAAUGGAUGUGGUGACAAGGUGGAAUUCAACUUAUAAAAUGCUUGAUUGUGCUUUCAAGUACAAGAUAGUGUUCAAUAAGAUGGCGGCAGAAAAUGUAGCUUUUCAAGCUUACUUUGAGGAGAUAGAUAAGGAUGGGAUGAAGAGAGUGGGUCCUCCGAGUAAUGAAGAUUGGGAGAAGUCAAUCUCAUUUUUACAAGUUGAGAUUGAACUCAAAAUGAGUGAUCCUAGAGAUCCGGUCUUGCAAAGGGUGGCUUCAUCAAUGAAGAAGAAGUUUGACAAGUAUUUGGGGAGUUUUGAAAGUGUGAACAAGUUGAUUUUUGUAGCAUUAGUGUUAGACCCAAGAUUUAAACUUCAAAUGCUUAAGAUAAGCUUCCAAAAUCUCAAUGCCAAAGAAAACAAGAUAGAUGAGGUUGUGCGUGAAGUGAGAACAUACUUGUUCAAUUUGUAUAAUGAGCAUAGAGGGGCGGAUGGCUUAAUGAGCCAACAAAUGAAUGAAGGCAAAGAUGAGAAUGUUGGAAAUGAUCUUGAAGGCUAUGAUGAUGUUCAAACCAAAAUGUUUCAUCAACUUGUGCAACAAAGGAAGGAGGAACAACUUGUGGAAAUAUCCAAUGAAGUGGAUAAAUACUUGACCGACCCUUUUGAAAGCCCUUUUACUGAGGUUUUCAAACUCUUGAAUUGGUGA